AUGUAUACUAUCCACCGACACCUAGACCUCGGGCUUCCAGACCACCUAAUGUUUUGGGCUGCCUGCUGCCUCGCCUACUUUGGCUUUCUGAGAGCAUCUGAGUUUACGGUAGACUCGUUGAACAGCUUCUCGUCACAGCGACACGUACAGCCUCAGGACAUCACCUUAGAUUCCAUGUCGGCUCCCAAGUACAUACGUGUCAACAUCAAGGCCUCUAAGACUGACCCCUUUCGCAAAGGAACCUUCAUCUAUAUUGGUAAAGCCAGACCUCCCCUGUGUGCGGUUGAGGCCAUCCUAGCUUACUUGCACUUGAGAGGAAGUACACCGGGCCCUCUCUUUUUGUUGCAUUCGGGUCAGCCCUUGUCUCGGCCUAUCCUGACGUCUUGGUUGCGACAGAUCAUGCGAGCAGCAGGUUUCGCCAGUGAUUACUCCAGCCACAGCUUCCGUAUUGGUGCCGCCACCGUGGCGGCUAGGAAUGGGCUCUCAGAUCAUCUGAUCCAAUCUCUUGUCCGUUGGUCUAGUGACGCGUAUAAGGGCUACAUCCGUACCCCCGUAGAGGCGUUAGCAGCCGCUUCUGCUGAACAGAUACCUCCUGUUCAUUCUGUGGUUGGUGCUUGGUUUUGUUGGGGUCAGAAGGUCCCAUGGUAG
This is a messenger RNA of Nematostella vectensis (starlet sea anemone), 648 nucleotides long. RefSeq lists its product as uncharacterized. The transcript has a single exon. Gene Ontology annotation, biological process: DNA recombination; DNA integration. NCBI's taxonomy places the organism in Eukaryota, Metazoa, Cnidaria, Anthozoa, Actiniaria, Edwardsiidae. The record is from RefSeq and is a predicted model, not a curated record. Gene Ontology annotation, molecular function: DNA binding. Bases 1 to 648 code for a protein of 215 amino acids.